Protobothrops mucrosquamatus (brown spotted pit viper) is the source of this 860-nucleotide messenger RNA. Its product is annotated as rho GTPase-activating protein 27-like. NCBI's taxonomy places the organism in Eukaryota, Metazoa, Chordata, Lepidosauria, Squamata, Viperidae. The coding region runs from base 114 to 860 and encodes 248 amino acids. The transcript is spliced from 2 exons. The record is from RefSeq and is a predicted model, not a curated record. Gene Ontology annotation, molecular function: protein binding.
UUACUUCAUUGUUUGAUGAAACAAAGCAAUACAAGGAAAGUGGUGUCUACUAUCAAUAGUCUUCCUUUAUGGGGAAGUGAGGGAAAUAAAUAACCCACUUUGGGACACUAAAGAUGGAGUCACCAGGCAGAGAGGAGGAGACAUACGUGCUGGUGGAAUAUGCCUUUGAAUAUACCUCCAAGGAUGGCCACCUUAUCACAAUCAAACCCAAUGAGAGAUACAUACUUUUAAGGCGAACCAAUGACCAUUGGUGGCAUGUUAGGAAGAGCAAAAAUUCCCAGCCUUUUUACAUCCCAGCUAAGUAUGUCAGAGAGUUGAGCUCCUUCGUGCUUUCUGAAAAGCCAUGUCACACAACACAGAUGAAGGCUAUCAAUUUAGGGACCUCCAUUGGAGUUGGCAGUGAUCAAUUGCCAGAGUAUGAAUAUCGAUUUGUGACAGGUGUUCAAGAAUGCAAAACAGAUACCUCACAGCAGUAUUCCAGUUACUUAAAGAUGGGAACAGUGAAGUCUCUGGAAGAUAAUGGGAAGAAUCUACCCACUUCUAGAGCAGGGAGAGGCACACAGCCCCCUCUCAGUGCCUCAUACAGUUCUUAUAAGCCACUUUACCUGACAUACUCUAAUCCUCCUCUGGCCUCCCAAGGCGGUUCUGCUAAGUACAUGAGGCCUGCUGUAUCUCUGGAUGACUUGACAAGAUUCACAUCUCCCACCCAGGCAGGUGUGGGGAACUCAGGAUUGUACAAAGCUGCUUCGUGGACUCAUCCUCACCCAUUUCUGAAGAAUAAUUCUGAAAACAUCUGUAAAUUGGUGAAGGACCAAGUGAUACAGGACAUGCAGGAAUGCUGUGUCAAAGAGGUACUCUGA